UGAUGAUUCAAAAUAGAGUGGAAAGUAAAAACUGUAACUGGCGGGUUUUCUGAGAAACCAGUGAAUAACCUGACAACAACUUUACUAGCAAAGCACAAAAGGCUUGGCACGAGGAAACAUGAUUUAUGGAGUGUUCAGUUUUGGGUAGCCAAAAGGAUUUUGCCAUGUCAUUUUCCUUUUGCUCUCAGACAGCAUUUGUAGGGCCUGUCCAACAUUAGUCUAUUACAUUCUUACUGGAAGCCAUUCUUCUGGUAUGACCCAUUUUGGCCUUGAAAAUCACAUUACCUUCUUUUUGUUCAGUAUGAAUGACACUGGAGAGUGACAAGUUGAGAGAGAUAAGCCACAAUACCCAUUUGAAACUUAUCUUCCCUAGAGCAUAUUAGUGUAGAUCUUGAGGAUAUAUUGAUUUGAAACAGAGGAGCCCCACGGGGUAACAUUCAAAACCUACCCUUCCACUAUAGAUCCAUCUAGGAGAUGGGCUCCUUUAGGAUCAGAUGAUCAUCACAAUGGUCAACAUCAGUUUACAGUGAUUUGUAUGAAAUCUGUAGGAAUUGGAGAUACCACUACCGCCCAUAUUUGCAUAUAAAGGAUCUCAUGAGGGGCAGAGCAAACACAAAGUUGAGACUGAGAGUACUCCUCUUGUGAAUCAUAUCAGUGCCCAAGUAGGGAUAACUGAUAAGUUUUUCUCUUUGAGAGUAAGGAAAGUCAAGUGAAAGGAAACAGACUACAGAGAGAACCAGUCUGUUCAUGUUCAUGUCCUAAUGGCCCAUCAUGGAGAGUUGAAUUCAUGCACAGGAGGAAAAGUCCAAGUAGUUGAUUAUAAGGGCAAUCCUGUAGACAAGACCAAAACUGGGGGAUGGCUACGUGCACUUUUGAUACUAGGAAUUGAGCUAUGUGAGCGGUUGACAACUUUGAGCAUAGCAGUAAACUUGGUAACAUAUUUGGUGAAUACCAUGCAUCUUCCUAGCCCACAAUCUGCAAAUAUAGUGACAAACUUCCUAGGGACUUCCUUCAUUCUGUGCCUUUUUGGAGGUUUUCUAGCUGAUUCCUUCUUGGGAAGAUACUUGACCAUUGCUAUUUUUGCAACAGUUCAAGCUUUGGGAAUUGGUGUUCUGACAAUCUCCACUACACUGCCACAACUGAGUCCUCCUCCAUGCAUUCACAAUCAGGAUUGUCAAGCCGCAGAUGGUGCGCAGCUUGCUGUUCUCUAUGUAGCUCUGUAUCUCAUUGCAUUGGGUACUGGAGGUCUGAAAUCCAGUGUCUCUGGCUUUGGAGUUGAUCAGUUUGAUGAAAAUGAUGAAAAAGAGAGGAGUCAUAUGGAUUACUUCUUUAACAGAUUCUUCUUCUGCAUUAGUUUAGGAUCUCUGCUUGCUGUGACAGUGCUUGUGUAUAUCCAAGACAAUGUGGGAAGGAGCUGGGGGUAUGGCAUAUGUGCAUCCUGCAUGCUGCUGGCCAUCAUCAUUUUCUUAGGAGGAACAAGGAAGUAUAGAUUCAAGAAGACCACUUCAGGAAGCCCACUGGUUCAAAUUGCUCAAGUGUUUGUAGCAGCUUCGAGAAACAGGAAACUGAAAUUGCCUGCAGAUGACAGCCACUUGUAUGAUGAUGCUGGUCCAACAUCUCCAUCCCACAGGAGGACACCCCAUACACAUCAGUUCAGAUUUCUAGACAGAGCCGCCAUAGUAGACUUAUCAAUGGAGGAAGCAUCCUAUUCGAGUCCGUGGAGGCUGUGCCCAGUGAGAAGAGUAGAAGAGGUGAAGACAAUAAUCAGAAUGCUGCCAAUAUGGGCAACCACAAUAAUGUUCUGGACCACCUAUGCUCAGAUGGUUACUUUCUCAGUAGAACAAGCUUCCACCAUGAAGAGAAACAUGGGCAAAAACUUCGAGAUCCCUGGAGGCUCCUUGACAGUAUUCUUUGUGGGUGCAAUCCUACUCACACUGGCUUUCUAUGACCGCCUAAUCAUGCCCCUGGCGAGGGGUUGGACAGGCAAACAAGGAGGUUUCACAACACUCCAGAAAAUAGGAUUUGGCUUGGCCUUAUCAGCUUUAGCAAUGGCUGCUGCAGCACUUACUGAGAUGAAGCGUCUCGAUGAAGUGAAACAUCACCAUCUAUGGGACAAGCCAAAAUCCACAAUUCCCAUGAGUGUAUUUUACCUUAUUCCACAGUUUUUUCUGGUUGGUGCAGGAGAAGCCUUUGUCUAUACAGGGCAAUUGGAUUUCUUCAUCAGGGAAUCCCCUGAUGGUAUGAAGACAAUGAGCACUGGUCUGUUCUUGACCACUUUAGCCCUUGGGUUCUUCCUCAGCAGCCUUCUGGUGUCUAUUGUUAAUCAUGUGACCAUGACUCACUCUAAACAGGGCUGGCUCUCUGACAAUUUGAACAGGGGAAGGCUAGAUAAUUUCUACUGGUUGGUUGCCCUAAUGAGUCUACUCAACUUGGUUGCAUACUUGAUAUUUGCAAACAGGUAUACUUACAAGGAAACAAGGAACAGCACACAAGGAAAACCAUCUACUGACAAUGGUGAGGGGUUGCAGUUGGCAAAGUCCACUUCAGCUGAAAAGGAGUGUGUAGAGGGAAGUAUCUAGUACAUCUUUGAAUGACAAAACAUAGAGAAAAAAUUCAAGAUGUAGAGAGACUAGAUUUCCACAGUCUAUUGUGAUUCCUAUCUUUUGUUUAUGUGAUUCUUAUCUUUUGUUUA
Messenger RNA from Cryptomeria japonica (Japanese cedar), 2692 nucleotides. RefSeq names its product protein NRT1/ PTR FAMILY 6.2. The record is from RefSeq and is a predicted model, not a curated record. Gene Ontology annotation, biological process: transmembrane transport; oligopeptide transport. NCBI's taxonomy places the organism in Eukaryota, Viridiplantae, Streptophyta, Pinopsida, Cupressales, Cupressaceae. Gene Ontology annotation, cellular component: membrane. The transcript is spliced from 5 exons. Gene Ontology annotation, molecular function: transmembrane transporter activity. The coding region runs from base 762 to 2579 and encodes 605 amino acids.